CUCCUCCUACCUAACCUCACCACCACCUGCAACAACAAAGCACACGCCCGGCACUACCAUCCAUCCAUCCGCGCGCUCUUAAUUUAGCUUCCUCCUCCUCACCUACUAGCAGGCACAGCAGGCAGCAGCAUCGAUCGGAUCGGAGCAGCACAGCGCGCGUCACCGCAAGCUCAAGUGUCUUCUUCCUUGCUUGCUUGCCUGCUGCUUACCUCUCAGUUCCCCACUCACGUCCCUUGCCGUACGUACGUGCGUCCAACACACCAGGUGAAAAUGGGCUCGGAGACGGAGACGGUCAACGUGGAAGGCAUCCCGUUCCCGGCGGAGAUCACCGUCGGCAACCCUCUCUCCCUCCUAGGCACAGGUAUCACGGACAUCGAGAUCCACUUCCUGCAGAUCAAGUACAACGCCAUCGGAGUCUACCUCCACAACGCCGGCGGCGGCGACAGCACCACGCCCACGCUGCUGGGCCACCUCGGGGCCUGGAAGGGCAAGACGGCGGAGGAGCUCCUAGCGGACGCCGCCUUCUGGGCCGCGCUGGUCGCGGCCCCCGUCGAGAAGCUGUUCCGCGUCGUGGUCAUCAAGGAGAUCAAGGGCUCGCAGUACGGCGUGCAGCUUGAGAGCUCCGUCCGCGACCGCCUCGCCGCCGCCGACCUCUACGAGGACGACGAAGAGGAGGCGCUCGAGAAGGUCGCCGACUUCUUCCAGUCCAAGUACUUCAAGCCGGGCUCCGUCGUCACCUUCCACUUCCCGGCACCGGCCUCCGCCUCCCCGGGACCCGCGGCGGAGAUCACCUUCGCGACGGAGGGCAAGGGCGACGCCAGGAUCGCGGUGGAGAACGGGAACGUCGCCGGGAUGAUCCAGACCUGGUACCUCGGCGGCGACUCCGCGGUGUCCCCCAGCACCGUCCGCAGCCUGGCCAACCGUUUCGCCGCGCUGCUCGCCGUCGCCGCGUGAUUUAUACCGGUCGGCGGGCCGGUUGGUCGAGUUGCGUUGGAUUUGAGUUCGUGAAUGUCCGUCCUGUACGCGUGUUGUCUCGUGUGUGUUGUCGUUUGCAGCGAAUUUGCAAGUAAUAAUAAUAAAAAUUAUGUCCGGUAGGUUGUGCAGAUUGUCGUUGUGGAAACUGUAAUAUGAGAUAGAAAAUUUGACGGUCUCUCGACCUCGAAUCCAUGGAUCAUGGAUGCACUACACUUCUCAAUAAACGCUCUUCAUAAUUUUGCCU
Messenger RNA from Zea mays, 1219 nucleotides. RefSeq names its product chalcone--flavonone isomerase. The record is from RefSeq and is marked provisional. Bases 271 to 954 code for a protein of 227 amino acids. Gene Ontology annotation, molecular function: intramolecular lyase activity. The transcript has 3 exons. NCBI's taxonomy places the organism in Eukaryota, Viridiplantae, Streptophyta, Magnoliopsida, Poales, Poaceae.